Molecule: messenger RNA, 1038 nt
Organism: Alternaria postmessia
Lineage: Eukaryota; Fungi; Ascomycota; Dothideomycetes; Pleosporales; Pleosporaceae
Exons: 1
Coding region: 1-1038 (345 amino acids)
Source: RefSeq, a predicted model, not a curated record
AUGCAUCGCUAUCGCGACGCUCUCUUGGCUCCCGAGCCACAAGGAGUUCCCCAGGCUAGUGGAUCCGAGCGCAGUGUUAUAGACCAACAGGACAUUGUGGAGUGCAUUGCUCGGGGGGAGCUGGAAGAAGUCAGAACAGUGGCAUUCCGCAACAGGACGUGGGCUGUCACCAACAAAUACUGCUUCGGAUCUGGCACCGACUCUCUUCAGGGCCCCAUAUGUUCUAUCUGGCAUAUGUAUUACCAGCUCAGUCGCCACGCACCGCACGACAAGCCUGAGAAUGACAGCUUAGUCCUUGAUAUCCUCAGGAUUCAGGGCCUUGGCCCGCUGACGAGGCCCACGCCGAACUAUGACAAUAACGACAUCGACAUUGCACGCACAGCUGACGGAGUCUUGUGGAACGACUUACCUUUUUUUGCGACCGAUAUGACGAAGUAUUGGAUGGAGUACGCUGGAUCCAUGUCCGGCGCUCACCGACUGAACUUCUCAGCUUUCCUGGCCAAGCUCGCCUCGACUCGCGUUGGUAAAGAUCGGUUGUGCCAGAUUGCUCUUCACCUCUUCCGUUAUGCGUUCGAAGAGGCGCGAGCCCUUCGCAUCGGAGACGAGCCGGACGAAGAAGACAAGCACAGAACACUUCACAACUUGAGUCACAUAUAUCUGUUGCCGUCCGUCUGUGCAUGGAUCAAGAUUGUCGGGCACAAUCUUAUUAUGCUCUCAGACACAUAUUGGAACGACUGUCCGAGCGAUGUUGGUCGAGGAGGCAGUCUCUUCGUGGAAUCAGACUUCGGGUCAAGGUCGCCAAUUGGGUUCACGCCUUGGAGGUGGAUGUUCUGGCUGAAACGCUUGCAUGAGAUCCGGGAUGAAGCCAAAGAAGCUGAUGAGCAGCAGAUUGCAGAGCUCGCUAUGGAUGCUAUUGAGCGAAUGGUCCACCAAGCGAAGGAGCGGAACUCGGAGAUUCUUAGAGUUUAUCGAAAUGGGGGAGACUUUUUGAGUCACGAGCCGCAUCUAUCAUGCCUCAAGGACAGCUCAGACGUCUGA